AUCUAAAAACCAAAAACACGAACAGUUCCGAAUGUAACCAUCAGCUGUGGAAGAUCACACUUUCAUUUCUUUAACUUAUUUUACUUGCAAUAAUGUCAUUUUGAAACUUACAAAUUAAUAUUUCUAUUUUUCCUGAUGAUCUACGACAACGCAAGAUGUCAGAAAAGAUACCCGCUGAUGAAAAAUGUCUGUAUGACACAGCAAAUUGUUUUUCAAGAAUAAGUUUUUGGUGGCUUAAUUCAUUGUUUAGAAAAGGUUUUAGAAAAGGUCUCACAUUAGAUGAUGUAUCGAAAUGUCCACAAGAGGAUGAUUCCAGUUUUUUAUGGGGAAAAAUUGACAAGUUAUGGGAUUAUCAUUUGACUAAUUACAGAUCUGGUAAAAAAGCUAGUCUGAUAAUGGCUGUACUCUCCACAUUUAAAUCUGAGUUUGUUUUACCUGGAUUUCUGAUAUUUAUAUGUGAAUCAUGUCGUAUUCUUUCACCCUUUAUCAUAGGUCAACUCAUUUCAUACUUUCAAAAUACUGAUCUCGUUAGUAAAACAGAGGCUUAUAUUUAUGCUGCGGCACUGGGGGUGGCAUUAGUUUUAGCCAUGUUCUGUGAUUUAUUCCACUUUUAUAAACAACAACAUAUUUCACUGAAGAUGAAGACAGCUGUUGGUGGCCUUAUAUAUAGAAAGCUUUUAAGUCUUAGUAGUCAAACAUUCCAUUUAACUAAUUCAGGGAAAAUUGUAAACCUUCUCUCUACUGAUCUGGAAAAAUUCAAUUUUGCAUUUGAAACAACUCAUUAUUUAUGGCUUUGCCCGAUUGAAUUAGUGGUGGUGAUGUCAUUGUUAUAUUAUUAUAUUGGUUAUCCUUGUUUGUUUACACUUGUUGUCAUAGCGAUUUUAUUACCAUUACAAAUUCUAUGUGGUAGAUGGUUUGGAAAUCUUAGAACGAAAAUAGGAAAGUGGUCUGACAAGAGAAUUAACAAGAUGAAUGAAGUUUUAUCAGGAAUGAAAGUUAUAAAAUUGUAUUGUUGGGAAAAACCAUUUCAUAAAGUUAUCACUUCACUACGCAAACAUGAGAUUAAAUUUGUGAAACGUGCGAUGAGCUUGAAGUCAUUAAACCUAUCACUGAUGAAAGUUUCUCCUAAAUUAAUGGCACUGGUGAUAUUUGUUGCAAUAUGGUGGGUUGGUAAUCCGUUAUCAGUGCGUCUGGUGUUUGUCACUGUUGGAUAUAUGUAUAUUUUACAAGAUUCGGUUUUCCUAUUUCUAUUUUUGGCCGUAGAAAAUAUAACCAUUCUUUUAUCAUCUUUAAAACGAGUAGAGGAAUUUUUGUUAUUGGGUGAAAAUAAAGAGAAUUCAACAAGAACAUUUAAAAAGGUUAAUAAACAAGCUGUUACCAAGGAAACGAGGGUGUCCAUAGAAGUAGAAAGAAUGACAGCUCGAUGGCAUAUCAAUGAAAAUGAUUACAGAUAUUCUAGAAUGGAGGAAACAGAAAGGAUAUUAGUGGAGAAUGAAAUGGAAAAGUAUUUUAGUUUAAGAAAUAUCAAUUUAACUGUCAAGAAGGGGGAGUUGUUGGCUGUGAUUGGACAUGUUGGGUCAGGAAAGUCUUCCCUGUUGAUGACCUUGAUGGGAGAAAUUCAUCACAAUAAAGGCCAGAUAUUUGUUCAUGGUUCUGUUGGUUAUUCGUGUCAACAAUCGUGGGUUUUUGCGGGUUCCCUUAAAGAAAAUGUUUUAUUUGGAGAUGUAUAUGAUAGUAAAAGAUAUCAACAAGUUCUACAAUCAUGUGCUUUAAUUAAGGAUAUAGGACGAUUGUCUCAAGGGGAUGCAACUCUAGUGGGAGAGAGAGGUCUGUUUUUAAGUGGAGGUCAGAAAGCAAGACUAACACUGGCCAGAUGUGUUUAUCGUGACUGUGAUAUUUAUCUAUUAGAUGAUCCACUUAGCUCUGUUGAUUCUGAAGUUGGCCAACAGAUCUUUCAACAAUGUGUAACUGGUCUUUUAGGAAAUAAAACAAGAAUUUUAGUCACACAUCAAUUACAAUAUUUACAAUCAGCUGAUAGAGUUUUAAUCUUAAAAGAGGGAAAAGUAAGUAAUAUUGGUACAUAUAAUGAAUUAUUACAACAAGGUGUAGAUUUCACUGGUUUUGAAGAAAAUGCAGAUAAACCACAGAUUAAAGAAUUAGAAACAAUUGAAACAUUACAGUGGAAGGAAGAUACAAUAGAUUUAAAUGAAGAGCAUGCUAAUACUGGUGUGAUAAAGUUCUGGGUAUAUAGAGACUACAUUAAGGCUGGCUAUGGUUAUAUACUCGGUCCUAUCUUGCUCAUAACAUUAGCUUUAAAUAAGCCAUCUUUCUUUUUAUCUGAUUGGAAUCUAGCAAAAUGGGCUGUAUCAUAUGAUUUACCUGUCAAUCAAAAUACAAGCACAGCUGAUUGGUUACAGAUCAAUAUGACAUCACCACUCGUGACUUAUAAUAUCAGUAAUAAUUACACAACAACGAUGAUACCUGAUGUAGGAAUACCUGCCUCAAUUCCCAUCUUCACAAAAGAUAUGAGACGAUAUCUCAUGUACUUUGGUGUAUUUGUUGUGUUUGGUUUUAUUUCCAUCCUACUGAAUUUGCAAAUGUGUGUUUUUGCUAGCCAGAAUUUACAUAAUAAGAUGUUUAGAAAGGUUUUAGGUGCAACAACCAGACUGUUUGAUUCACAACCUUUGGGAAGAAUAUUAAACCGUUUUUCUCGAGAUAUUGGGCUAAUGGAUGAUUUUUUGGUCAGACUUGUUUUUAUUAACGUUGAUUUACUUUUAACUCUGUUGGGUAUAGCUAUUAACAUUUGUAUCAUAGCACCAUGGUUAUUUAUAGCACUGGUGCCAUUAGCUAUUGUUGUUGUUGCUAUUAGAUAUUAUGCUGUUCAUACUACCAGAGAUGUCCGCAGGCUAGAAGCUUUAGCUAAAUCACCAGUAUAUUGUCACAUAUCUGAUACCAUAAUAGGAUUACAGACAAUACGAAUCAGUGAUAAACAAAAACAGUUUACACAAGAAUUUGACGAGUUUCAGAAUCAGGCUAGUGGAGCAUGGUUUAUGUAUUUAUCUACCUAUAGAUGGUUUAGUGUACGAUCAUUAAUAGGGUUAAUGAUAUUUUUGAACCUGGUUAUACAUGUCUGUUUACUCAUGCGUGAUAGUGUCUCUCCAGGUUUACUUGCUCUAGCCCUGACAUAUCUUCUUUCCUUUGGAAUGCCGUUUGAAUUUUUCAUCAGAAUAACAGCAGAGCUGGAAAACGCUAUGACUUCAGUAGAAAGAGUUCUGUCCUAUACACAUGUAAAACAGGAGGCUGAAAGAAUAUCUGAUCGUCCUCCUCCGAAAGAUUGGCCUAGUCAAGGUUCCAUAACUUUUAGUGAUGUUAGUCUCAGAUACACACCUGAUAGUCCUCUUAUUCUUAGAAAAAUUGAUAUUCAUAUCCGUAGCAAAGAAAAGAUUGGUAUAGUAGGGAGAUCUGGUGCUGGUAAAACUUCUCUUUUGUCAGCUUUAUUUCGAUUGGCUGAGCCAGAAGGUAGAAUUUGGAUUGAUGGCUGGGAUGUGUUGCAGAUUGGUCUAGAUGAAUUACGUAGUAAAAUAUCUGUUAUACCUCAGGAUCCGGUUUUAUUUAGUGGUACAUUAAGAUAUAAUCUAGAUCCAUUUGAUGAAUACAGUGAUGAAAGAUUGUGGAAUGCAUUAGAACAGGUUCAGCUAAGAGAAAAGGUGGUUUCUACACCAGAACAUUUAUACAUGGAAAUGUCUGAAUCUGGAAAUAACUUUAGUGUUGGACAGAGGCAGUUGGUUUGUUUGGCUCGUGCUAUUUUACGCUAUAACGCUAUACUUAUAUUAGAUGAAGCCACAGCACAUGUUGAUCAUACGACAGAUGAACUGAUUCAAGGAACAAUUCGAGCUAAAUUUAUUGGUAGUACAGUAUUAACUAUAGCCCAUAGACUUCAUACAGUAAUGGAUUGUGAUAGAAUUCUCGUUUUACAUGAUGGUGAAGUUAAAGAAUUUGAUACACCGUACAAUUUACUUCAAGAGGAGGAUGGAUACUUCACAAACCUUGUAGAUCAAACUGGUGUUCAGCAGGCAGCAGAGUUACGCAACUUAGCACGAAUAGCUAAUCUGAAGCGAGCUUCGGCUAGUAUUUUAUUAGAAAAGGCUGUUUUAAAGGCUGAUAAACAAUUGUCAACGAGUAGAACUAGCCUUAAUAAAUCUAUUCGAUCACGGAAUAGCAUCAGUCGUAAAGACUCUCAAAGAAAAAAUCGACAGGAUUUUGAUGCAGAACAUGAAGAAAGAAACAAAAAAGAAGAAAAGACAAAAUCAUCAGAAGAAAAUUCAAGUGCCUCUAAUGUUGACAUUAAAAACAAUUCAAAAGAAAAAUGUGUGUCUGUAAUCUCUCCUUCCAAAAGGGAAAAUUCAAAAACUCAUGUCAAUAGCAUCGAAAUAUAAUAAAUAAUUUGACAAUAGUUAUAAUAAGUGGAAAUAGAAAGAUAAUAUUGUUCAAUGGAAAAGGUCAUAAUUCUGUUCCACAAGCAGAUGGGUCUCAGUUUAUUUGAAAGGUGAUCAAGUCAUUAGUUUAUUUGAAAGGUGAUCGAGUGAUUAGAGAGAUUGUUGUGACCACUUCUACAAUCAGUUGGUUCCAGUUAGUACUGGAUGUAACAUUCAUAUAAAUCAAAGUUCAAAACCGAAUUAAUGAGUGAAAAAUCAAUUGUUGAACCAGUGAUUGAAUUGGGUCUAGCUGUUGUUUUUUUUUGUUUAACUAAAUCUACAUUUCAAAUCAAAAUCAUAAUUUAAGGUUUACCGUAAAUGUUUGAAAAAAUGGUGAAUAAGUUUUUGUGAAGAAUAUAAGUAAUUUAUAAAGUGCUGAUUAAUUAAUUGUCUAUUAUAGAUACAUGUAAAAUAAUGGAGUUUCGUAAACAUAUCAUUUUAUGUACUUUUCAGUUUAUUGACAGUGUUUAAAAUUUUAGGCUAUUGCCAACAUUUAUUUUAGAAAGAAUAUAUUUUCAUACAUAUAAAAUACAUCUAAUAUGUUUAUUCAUGUUAGGUCUGGUUAAAUUUAUAUUGUACAAUUUCUCUCUCUAUAUAUAUAUAUCUGCAGUAUGUUCUUAUAUUAUGUUUUACCAGUUUAUAUAACUGCCCUUUGUAAAGGAGAUUCUCAUAUAAGUCUUGGUUUUUUUACCCUGUGGUGCUAAUCUUCUCUCUUUUCUUUCUCUUCUCUUCUUGUGGACAUUCAUGGCAACCAGCCAUUCAUGACAGCAACUUGUUGAAAGCUCGCUGGAAACCAUGGAAUAGUUCUAGACGGAGUUGAUCUGUUUAUAUAUGGAAUAUAUCAACACCAGUUCAUCAAGUAAAAAAUGUCUGAGACUUGUAAGAGAUUAUUUUUAUCACCUAAUAUUACACCUCAGUGAAAGGAUGAAAAUGCCAUUAAAUAAUCAAUUUAACAAAGUGGUAGGUAUUGUUUUAUAGAAAACGAUCAGUAAUGGAUUGUGUUAUUGUCUUUGACAUGUAUUUGUUAUGAAAAUAUAUUUUGUUAUUGAAGAUUUGUUCACUGACAUUUUCUAAACCUAAUAUACUUUGAAACGUAUUGGAAUUUGAUAAUAUUUUAUAGUCAUAUCAUUUCAAAGUGACAUUCUUUAUAGAUGCAUUAUGCAAGAGCUAAAUCUGCCUAUUUCUUUAGGCCUUAAAUGUUAUAUAAAUUAUUCUCUAGACAUUUAUUAACAUGACAUGACCAUAAUUAAUUCUCGAUGACAUCGGAUACUCAAGGCUCAACAAAUUUAAAUAUGAUUGAUAGUUAAUGAUUUAAUUUAAAAAUGGAUAAUCCAGACUUUAUUAUCUUAACAAUGGUAGAAAUGACAAUCAAGACUACACUGGUCUUCUAACAGGGAAUACUCAGCUCAGAAUGAAAUAAUUUGACUCAAAUUUUCAACAUACUCCCUUUUCAUUAUCUAUUUUUUUAACUGUAUUGCGAGAAUUGUUAGCUCUUUAUCUAAAUCUUACAUAAUGCAUCUUUAAAUCUGAUAUUCUUUGGGAAUAAUAUUUUUUGAUUUUGAAUUAUUUCAAAACUUAUUUGAUAUAUUUAUUGUAAUACCAUUUUAAAGUGACAUUCCCUAAAUCUAAUAUCUUUUGGGAAAUAUUUUUAUGGACAUUUUUUGCAAAACUAAUUUGAUAAUAUUUAUUGUAAUAUCAUUUUAAAGUGACAUUCCUUAACCUUAUGUCGUUUGAAAUACUUUGGUAGAUAUUUUUAUUUCGAAUUUUGAAUGUUUUUUCAAAACUAAUUUUAUAGUAUUUACUUUAAUCUUCCUUGUCUCAUGUUACGUUUAAAGGGGAUGUUUUCUAAUGUUGAAUUUUACAUAGUUUACACUUAGUGUCACAAAUACUCUUCAAAAAAAGUAGGGGAUAUUCAGAAACAAUACAAAACUGUGGAAACGCACUGCUGUUUUUAUUAGAGGUAACCAGUGUAUGUUAAUAACAUGCCAAUUGCCUACACAUGAACAUAAACAGUUCAUAUGGGCGGCUUAUCUGACUGUCCCAUUUCACUCGCAAAGAGAUGCACUGUCAAAAGUGAAAAUGGCAUGCUCCUAAUCAACCGUCCAAUCACGAUGUAGGACAAUCUGACCCACUCCUCUUGCAAGUGCCACGGUCAAUUCUUGCAGUGUUGUCCGUUGACGUCGACGAACACAUCUCCCGAUCAAAUUAAACGUAACACAUUAAAGCAAAGAUAGGCUAAACAGUAAAUCUUAUGCAAGAACCAAUAGGAAAGCAAAUAUGGAUAAGAUAAACCAGUAAGCGGCAGUUUUCGUCAACCCUCCUUUGAAGUGUCAAAUUUGACAAUGAACCCCUCCCACGUGUAUGACACUAUUGUGUGUCGCACAUGCAGCUCAGUAGUUCUGUUGGGGCGAUAAGUUCUUUAUCUGUGAACAUACUCACAAAGCAAGUGUCCAUGACUAUUUAUCAGAUCACAACCUGCAUAGGUAAUUGCAUUUCAAUAUCCCCUAUUUUUUUUUGAAGAGUAUAUGAUAUUUUUUUAUAUAUUUUUGUGCCAUUGCAUUGUAACAUAAAGAGCCUAUUGAAAUGUGUCUAUAUAUUCAAAGAUAAAUUCAAGUAUAGAUUCUUGUGUGGUAGUGGGUGAGAUGAUAGUCAGUUUGGAGAUGGCAUGUCACUUUUUGGGAGGUAUCUUUAGGUUGUAUUUCAACUGGCAUGAACCACCUUAGUGAUAUAGAUUCUCAAUGGAAUUUUAAAAAAUUGAGAUUAUUCAUUUGGGAAUUAGAUGAAACUAUUUAUCAAAUUUCAAAACCACACAAUUACACACCACCCUCAACCCAUCACCACAUGGAUCACGUUCAGAUUCACUUCAUAUUUUGACCUAGUCUUUUAUUGUGAUAGGAUAUAUAAAAAUUACUUUAUUUUUUUCACUUAUAGGACACAGAGACAAAGAUCUAUAUAAAUUUCAAUGACCUCCACAAUAGUUCCUCAGUAGUUCCAUUAGGAACUGUCUCUGAUCGGAGGAUGUCCGCUGACAGUUACUAUCGCUUCCUAUAUACAUUGUAGCUGCAAUAUGAAAAUAUGGUAAACUACCGCUCUUCCUCACCUCUGUUCUCGGGCUAUUUUGGAACCCUUAUCUUCUAUUUUUCACAAAAAGAAUUAUUCCUCACCAUAUCUGACUCAAAUUUAUAAUAAUUCAACACUAUUUUGAAGUACAAUUUAGCGAUUAAAUAAACAUAAUCGAGUCUCGUAAUGGCUGAUCAAUUCAAACGUAUUUUGUGUAUGUUUUUAAUCGCAAAAUUCUACAGUGAGAAAUAGUCGGUAAGGAUUCCAAAAUAGCAUUAGACCAGAGAUGGGGAUGAACGGUAUUUUCAUAUUACAGCUAUAUAGGAAGGGAUAUGAACUGUCAGUGGACAUCGUCCGAUCAGAGACAGUUCCUAAAGGAACUACCUCCACAAAUGCUUUUAGACUGAAUACUCUUUUAUAUUUUUGUUGCUUUUUAAAUAUUACUUCAUUCAGGAGCACAGGUAUGAACCAGGGGAGUUGCUGUUAUUCCUGAAUGCGGAACUGGGUUGGGCAUAAAUAGUGGACUACAGGUAUAAUAAAAUAUGUAGAUUCAUUAUUUCCUUUAUCCGGGAAAAAAUAUUUUGUCAUUACAUAUAUGCCCUUUACAAAGAAAGAGAAAAUAAAAUAAUCACAGUUCA
Messenger RNA from Patella vulgata (common limpet), 8173 nucleotides. RefSeq names its product ATP-binding cassette sub-family C member 4. Gene Ontology annotation, biological process: transmembrane transport. The record is from RefSeq and is a predicted model, not a curated record. The transcript is spliced from 29 exons. Gene Ontology annotation, molecular function: ATP hydrolysis activity; ABC-type transporter activity; ATP binding. Gene Ontology annotation, cellular component: membrane. NCBI's taxonomy places the organism in Eukaryota, Metazoa, Mollusca, Gastropoda, Patellidae. The coding region runs from base 156 to 4436 and encodes 1426 amino acids.